UUGCUUUUAAAAUUUAUAUAUUUUAUUGUUAUUUUUAUUAGAAAUAAUGAGUGAAAAGAAGGAAUUAAUGACAUAUUCAUCAAAUUCAUUUGAUGAUCCUCCUCCUUAUGAAUCUAUUAGUGUAUUUUCAGCACCUUUACAUCAACAAUUAAAUGGAAAACGAAUAAUUUUAGCUUCUACAUCACCUAGAAGAAAACGAUUAUUGCAACAAAUGGGUUUUACAACAUUUGAAAUACAGGCACCAGAUAUAUCAGAAACAGUAGAUCCAUCAUUAGAUUUAAUGCCAUGGGAAUAUUGUGUUGAAAUGGCAAGUUCAAAGGCAUUAUGUGUUUAUAAGUUGCUGGUGGAUACGUCACCACCUCCAGCACUUAUAUUAGCAGCUGAUACAGUGGUAUUAUCAGGUAAUACAAUGCUAAAAAAGCCUCGAUCUCAAACAGAACAAUUGGCAAUUUUGAAAAAACUUCGUGAUAGUAAAUAUCCACAUAAAGUAUUUACAGGAGUUGCUGUUAUUGUUCCAUUGAAGGUUCCUAUUCAACCUGGAUACAAUUUAAGAACACAUGUUGAAGAAUCGGAAGUAACAUUUGAUACAACAAUAACCGAUGAUUUUUUAGAAGCCUAUGUAUCAUGUGGAGAAGGUGCUGAUAAAGCAGGUGGUUAUGGUAUCCAAGGAUAUGGUGCUUUGUUAGUUGAAUCUAUCAAAGGUGAUUAUACAAAUAUUAUUGGUCUUCCACUUCGUUCUACAUAUAAAUUAAUGGAAAAAACAUUGAAUGAAGAUGCGUAUGAUGAUCUCUUGAUUCAUGAUCUUUAGUCCAAAGAUUAGAAGGAUUAUUAACAAAAAUAUAACUAUCUUUUC
This is a messenger RNA of Pneumocystis carinii B80, 853 nucleotides long. Its product is annotated as septum formation protein Maf. The record is from RefSeq and is a predicted model, not a curated record. Bases 47 to 808 code for a protein of 253 amino acids. Gene Ontology annotation, molecular function: nucleoside triphosphate diphosphatase activity. Lineage: Eukaryota; Fungi; Ascomycota; Pneumocystomycetes; Pneumocystales; Pneumocystaceae. The transcript has 5 exons.